AUGCGUAGUUUACGACAAAUUCCGGGAAUGCACGAAAAUAUUUCCGCGGCGUCGACAAAGGCGAUCAGAGCUUUCCAUAACCUCGUCUUCGGGAGCGAAGGUGACCGGAAAAACAGGAGUCGUCUCAGAGAAUUUACAGGAUUUGAGUUUACGGAGAAUUCGAAUGAAUUUCAAGAUAAGGUUACGUGGGUGGAAAAUAUAUUUACGGCCGGGGAUUUGACGGCAAUUUGCAGUAUCUUAAGAUUGGACUAUAACGGUGAUGUGCAAACUGUGGCACACAGAAUUUGUAAACAUUUAACGGAUCUGGGACUAUUGGAGGAAGCGGUACACGGAAAUGAAACAGAGGAUGAGGGGGAUGAGACGGAUCAAGACGAAGGCGGAGAGCCGGAACAAGUCGCGUGCCGAGCGGAAGUGCAAGUGCUGCCAAGAUUUACGCUAAGUUUUCGUGAUAUAGAAGAUACCAUACGACCGUUCAGGGGUCACGAUGAGUACCCAGUGGAAACAUGGUUGUCGGAUUUUGAGGACAAUGCUACAUUGUUUGGUUGGACAGAAAUACAAAAGUUAUUAUUUGCCAAGAAAUCUUUAACGGGACUAGCGAAGUUAUUUAUACGGGGUGAACGGGAUCUCACCACGUGGAAGAAAUUUAAAUCGCGUUUGUUGGGAAGUCCAUUUUUGGCCCAAGAAGGAGCCGAAAUUUCGUACUAUCACAAAACCUUGGUAACACGAAAUCAACCAGUCAAACCGAUACCUUUUUCUAACGAAGACGAGUUCAGCACUAAAUACCGUCUACCUGCUAGAACGAGGCAACAAAUCACAAUAAAGGUAGCCAAUCGAGGCAUCAAGGAAGGCUAUUUACCUCGAGUAAAGACACCGAAAGAAGUUUUCGUUGGAGAAGCCGCAGUUUACACCCAUGACGACAUAUGUUACGCGAUGGCAACCAACACCAGCGAGGAAGACAUCGAACUUGAACUGGAACCACAAUACCUUCAACCGUACGAAAUUUGGAGUUCAUCUGAUGAAGAUCCUGUAAUGUCGUACGAAACUCCACCAAGAAAGAUUUUAAACCGGGAAAAGAAAAUUUGGGAAAAUCUAAAAACAAACCAUCUCAAUAGGGAGGAACAGGAACAUGUGCAUAACCUCAUACAGGAAUUUUCGGAUAGAUUCUACCUGCCAGGAGACAGACUGGAUAAGGUACCCAAUUUUCACCAUUCCAUUCACACCAUAGACGAAAUACCCAUCAACACCAGACAAUACCGUUACCCGCCAAUUCAUCAAGAGGAAAUUCAACGUCAAGUAACAGCCCUUCUAUCACAAGGAAUUAUCCAACCGUCUACUUCACCUUACAACUCACCAUUAUGGAUUGUACCAAAGAAAUCUGAUGCUGACGGUAAGAAACGUUGGCGCAUGGUCAUCGACUUCAGGUCGCUGAACGAGAAGACUGUUAGUGACAAAUACCCGCUACCACAAAUAACUGAAAUUCUGGAUAAACUGGGAGGAGCAAAAUAUUUCUCAAUUUUCGACCUUGCGAAUGGAUUCCACCAGAUCGAGAUGAACAAAUUGGACAGACAAAAAACAGCUUUCACCACUCCACGGGGGCAUUACGAAUUCGGUCGAAUGCCUUUUGGAUUAAAAAACGCCCCACCAACAUUCCAAAGGCUCAUGGAUCAAGUUUUGACUGGACUGCAUGGAACAGAAUUAUUCGUCUAUCUGGAUGAUAUCGUGGUAUAUUCAUCCUCGUUACGUGAACAUGAAAUCAAGAUAAAAAAAUUAUUCAAUCGACUCAGAGAACACGGUCUCACCCUGCAGACGAGUAAGUGCCAAUUUUUAAGAAGAGAGGUAACUUACUUAGGACACAUCGUUACAGCCAAGGGUGUAAAACCCGACCCGAGGAAUCUGCAAGCAGUAAAGGAAUUUCCAAUACCCAAGACACAGAAGAAUAUACAACAGUUUUUGGGAUUGACGGGAUAUUACCGUCGGUUCAUUCAAAAUUAUUCGGGAAAAGCUCAACCCUUAGUACAAUUACUUGGAAAAGGAGUGCGUUUCAACUGGACAUCGGAACAACAAAAGAGUUUUGAACAACUACGGGACGAACUCUGUGAACAACCGAUCUUGCAAUAUCCGGAUUUUAAUCAACCAUUCAUCAUCACCACGGACGCAUCGGACUUCGCAGUUGGCGCGGUUCUCAGCCAAGGGCAGAUAGGACAAGACCUUCCGAUCGCUUACGCAUCUCGGAGCUUGGGCAAGGCCGAAAGGAAUUACUCAGCGACCGAAAAGGAAUGUUUGGCUAUGGUUUAUGCAGCGCAAUAUUUCCGACCAUACGUUUUUGGACGAAAGUUUACUCUGGUGACAGAUCACAGACCGCUUGUUUGGUUACAUUCCGUGAAGGACCCUACAUCUCGUUUGGCCAAAUGGAAACUAAAACUUCUGGAGUAUGAGUACGAUGUUGUACACAAAUCUGGGAAAACAAAUAAGAACGCAGAUGCGCUAUCACGCAACCCAGCACACAUCUGUUUGCCACUCGCUUCAAAAGAAGAUAAAACAUACAGGCCAACAGGACUCUUGAAAAUACCAGGUGGAACAGGUAUAGGACAGCGCGUGAAGUCCUUACGCAGAAAACAAGCACAUCCGCUAUACGUUGAUUCGAACACUAGCUCUGACGAAGCCCCGUAUCAAGAAUCCAUAAUAAAGAAGAGAGGACCACCAAAAAGCAUCAGGAAAAAUAUAACUGGGAAUUCGCCGAUCUCGUUACUACCUACCCUCACCCGCGAAAAGGACCCGGCAGAUGAACCAUUAGAAGUUUUCGACACUCCAAUUGCACAAUCUACUCCAUUCAAUUCACCGGAACAGAAUAAGUCCAUUUUAUCAUAUUCCAUUAAUAAUGAAGCAAGUCCAAUAGCAGGAAAUUUGAUCUCUUUCGAAGACGACACCGACACAACGAUCAUUCAAACGAGUCACCAACCAGAAGAUAAAAAUCAAAACACAGUAAUAGAAACAGCUGCAACUCAUUUACCCGCCUCGCCAUCACCACAUGUAGCAAAUCAAGGAUUGUUUAGUUCGGAAAGAACAGACUCAAGUCUGAACCUGUGGGACAUCGUACCGUCUACUUCCGAGCCUAUCGGUGCCGCACAACCGUCAACAAACACUUCAACGGACCCCUUGCUCAUCACUCCACCCGUAGAAGACCGCAUACCCCUAAUUUCGGAAGCUCACGACAGCCUUAUCGGAGGACACAAGGGAAUUGCCAAAACAUACAGACGAUUAUUUCCAAAGUACACCUGGCCAGGAUUAAGGAAUGAUAUACAGGAAUAUAUUAGGAAAUGCAAAAGCUGUCAGGAGCAGAAGCUGGUUCGAAUGAAAACUCGACAGCCGAUGCUUAUCACCGAUACACCAACAGAACCCUUUGAUAAAAUUGCUUUGGACACUGUAGGACCAUUACCUGAAACACCCAGCGGAAACCGAUACAUCUUAACAAUGCAGGACAAUUUAACGAAAUAUUGUUUGGCCGUCGCAAUACCAAAUAUUCGAGCAACAACCAUAGCAGAUGCCUUUGCCCGGCAUUUCAUCGCCAUUUACGGAACUCCGCGUGCCAUACUGACUGACCGAGGAACCAGCUUCUUAGGGGAAAUUAUGACACACAUGGCAGAAAUUUUCAAAAUUAAACAACUCACUACAUCAGGCUAUCGACCACAAACUAAUGGAUCUUUGGAAAGGAGUCAUCACGUUCUCACCGAAUACCUGAAACAUUAUAUGAAUUCAUACGAAGAUUGGGACUUGUUAAUUCCAUUCGCCAUGUUUUCAUAUAAUACUUCGGUACAUGAAGCUACUGAUUUUACACCAUUCGAGUUAAUAUUUGGAAAACCUGCACGGAUACCAACAUCAUUCCCUACCGGAGAGAAGCUACAGACCUAUGGAUCAUACAUUUCAGAAUUAACCACCAAAUUGACCGAAAUUCGUAACAUAGCUGCAAAUAAUUUGAAUAGGGCAAAGGAGCGCUCAAAACGCUAUUACGACAAACGCUCAAAACCAGUGGAAUUCAAAUUGGACAAUAUGUUUAUGUCUUGA
Messenger RNA from Colletes gigas, 4062 nucleotides. RefSeq lists its product as uncharacterized. Bases 1 to 4062 code for a protein of 1353 amino acids. Lineage: Eukaryota; Metazoa; Arthropoda; Insecta; Hymenoptera; Colletidae. Gene Ontology annotation, molecular function: nucleic acid binding. Gene Ontology annotation, biological process: DNA integration. The transcript is spliced from 2 exons. The record is from RefSeq and is a predicted model, not a curated record.